This is a messenger RNA of Penicillium alfredii, 2817 nucleotides long. RefSeq names its product Ataxin-10 homo-association domain-containing protein. Gene Ontology annotation, cellular component: cytosol. The record is from RefSeq and is a predicted model, not a curated record. The transcript is spliced from 2 exons. The coding region runs from base 1 to 2817 and encodes 938 amino acids. NCBI's taxonomy places the organism in Eukaryota, Fungi, Ascomycota, Eurotiomycetes, Eurotiales, Aspergillaceae.
AUGGCCGAGAAAAAGCCAUUAUGUACGCCCGCUGAGUUGAUGCUCAAGGUGAUCCUGACUGGGACUCUGAGCCACUAUGAAACUCGGGGGAUGAUCGACGAAAAACGCCUCGAGCAUAUGCUCGCGGCCGGAAAGCAGAUCUUGUACAAGACGCAUCAAGAGAGUGACGUCCGCCACAAUCUCGGCAUGUCACCAGAUAUUUGGCAGGGUCUCACGAGCGUCCUCACGAGAGCGAUCCCCGUCCUCGAGUCACAGUCAUUUGCAUGGAAAAGCCCACAGGCCACCUUUGAGCACUCCUCCUCUAAUCUGAUCGCCUAUAAUUACUUCUCGCUGGUCAAGGACAUCGAACGACUCAAUGAUUUGUGCACGAUCGCACGCAACCUCCUCGCCACAACCAAGAAAGCGCAGAACCUCGCCGCAGAAAAGGGCUUCGACCAGAGAAUUCUAGCCUUGAUCGAUACCUGCGUGAGAGUGACGGCGAGGGGCUUCGAUGGCGAGACCAACGCGCGCAACGAGGAACGGUGGCAGAAAGUGGUCAACCUCUACAAACGGCUCUUGAUUACCUGCCUGCAGUAUCUGCACAACUUCAUCAUGCACAACGAGCAGCGGAAGAUGGUUCUGUGGUUGGAUCUGUUCGGGUACCAUUCCACCGCCGAUACAAAUAUCAUCAAGCCCAAGGAGCCGUUGGAUCACACCGGCUCCCGAACCGACGGUGUGGCACCUAUUGUACACUUUGGAGAGCGUGUGGUCAACCCGCCGAUCCGGGCACUCUACGACCAGACUGCCGAAGACCUGCUGCUGGAGACUAUUGCCAAGUUUCCGCGGGAGCCCGCCACCAUCAAGGAAGAGGCUGCCAUGCUGCUCCUAGCCAACAUCAAGGAUCACAUGGAAAGUAUUCUUGGACGGGACCUGGGAGCUAUCCAGGAAAUGGGUCGAGACCCCGACCAGAUCAAGGAUAUUCGUGCCGCAUUGACUACCAUCCUGGGAUCCAAGGUCGAGGGAUGGUCUGACCUCCAGGACCGAGCGAGGACGAACGGACUUGCGCCCCGCGAAGAGGAAAGGAAAGAUGAACAAGAAGCACAGAAGGAGCCGGAAAGGAACGAGCCGGAACCUCCGAAAAAGAAGUCAAUUUUGACUAUUGACCGCAGUAUGACUGCCGGGUUCCCUCGCCUCUGCUGGGCUGAUCUGCCAGAGUUCAGCGAUCACAGUGCAUUACAUGCCCCUGUCAUGGAGGAUGAUACCACCAUGCCCCGUUCGGCCCAGUCUGCUGCCGAGACCCUUCAGGAGGCCAAGGAUGAACUGAUGGCCCGGUUGCAGGAAGCCUCUCAAAUUGGCGACGGGGACCCAGACCAUGAAACCGCCGAUAUCAGGACAGUGGGCGACGAUGAUUCGCGUAGCCUAGAGGCUGUCGCCGACGGCAGCGCCGAUGGUGAUGGCGAAGAGGAUGACGAAGGAGAUGAGAGCGAGGAUGAAGGUGCCGAUGACGAUGAUGAGUACCGUGGCCGGCCCGGGGAUCAGCAGCGAGGUCUGUUGACGGAUAUUCCUCUUGUUUUGGGGCCAGCGGAGAUUGAAGCCCUCCCCAUGAUUGUCCAAGCAGGCAUCGUCGACAGUUUCGGACUCAAGGGCGGAGAACGGAAUGGCUCGCGAAACAUGCAGUCUCUCCGGUGCCAUGUUCUUCUCACACAGGAGACCGGGCGAAACCUGCUGCGUGAACUUCUGAUCUUUAUCGCAGCUUGGGACCUGCCCGAUGAUGAGCUUUACUUCAAGAUGAUGGUCCAGAUCAUGGAGGCCGUACUCAAGAAUGGGUUAAUGUCUCACGCAUACUCUGACUUUGGUCAACCCAAGGACAUUAUCUCCCCAGCACAGGCGGUGGUGAUCAAGAUCCUCACGCACAUUUUCCGGGCCAAGUACUCUCCGGCCUCGAUCACGGGCUCCUCCCACCACAGCAUCCCGCGAACCCCGGCGGAACCUAACCGGGUGGACAUUCUCACUGUCCGAUAUAUCUUCACCAUCUUCCGGGGUAACAUAAUCCCGGAAACGUGCGCUCUGAUCUAUCUACAGGGCCAAAUCCGCGCGGAGCGUGCCCUUCCCGAAGACUUCCCGCUUAAUAUGUGGGAUAUGGAACGGGUAUACGAGGGCGUGUAUCAGUUCCUAGAGUUCUUCGCUGUGCUCACUGAAAACAACGACUGGAAGAACUUGCUUGUCCAGUGGGAGAUUGUCUACGACCUAGUGACUUUGAUCAAGGAGUUGGAAGCCAGCAUCCCCAAGGGCCAGCUGAACGCUCUGACGUUCGGGGCUGUCCCGCCGCCUCCUCCACCCCGCAGCACCUCCCCCAACGAGGGAUCCCACUUGGCGCUGCCCGCCCCUGUAGCCGUGGAACGUCCCUACGACCCCGGCGACCCAGACCCCAUCGACACCGGAGCUGGCAGCGUCGUCUCGCGACCAGACUCCCCGCCUAUUACCGAGGAUCCGUCCGAGUUCGAGUGGCGCAACCUGAAGAAACUCGUUGUGCUGGUACUCUCGUCACUGGUGUGGAAAUGCCCCGAGGUGCAAGAGCAGAUCCGCCGCUACGGGGGCAUCGAGGCUAUUCUCUGCUGCACCGCCUUCGAUGCACACAACCCCUAUAUCAAGGAGCAUGCCGUGAUGUGCCUGAAGUUCUUGCUGGAGGGCAACCGCGAGAACCAGCGGCUGGUCGAGGAGCUCGAGGCCCGCGAAGUGGUCAAGGAUGAAGGCGGCGUGCUGGAGAAGAGCGGCUUUGAAGCCAUGAUCGACCAAACGGGCAAACUGGCCAUCCGCCCCAAGGACGGUCCUCAAUGA